AUGCUUGGAGAGCCACUCCCCUUUGUUUAUGGUCGGGGAAGACCAGCCGCAACCAUGUCCACUUACAACCACCGUCGUGCACCACCAUCAACAACGUUACUACAGCCACCUGGCCUCCACGCACCACCAUCAACAACGUUACUACAGCCACCUGGCCUCCACGCACCACCAUCAACAACGUUACUACAGCCACCUGGCCUCCACGCACCACCAUCCCUUCAUUAUAACUGCCACCACCAUGUCCACCUUUUAACUAUGGCAGCGCCACCACCAUGUCCACCUUUUAACAACGGCAGCGCCACCACCCCCACACCGGCAUUGCCGCCACCACCACCCAACCCCACAAUCGGCAGCGGAAAUCAAGGGAGAGAGAAAAUAAAGGCAUCGCCACCACCAUCCGCACCCCAAAACCACCACUACAUAUUUCGGAUAAAUUCUGCAAAUGUAUUAGCAAUGACAAAAUUAGUAACUGAAUCACAACUUUCUCUCUCUGACUCUAUUUUAUAA
Molecule: messenger RNA, 507 nt
Organism: Cornus florida
Lineage: Eukaryota; Viridiplantae; Streptophyta; Magnoliopsida; Cornales; Cornaceae
Product: pollen-specific leucine-rich repeat extensin-like protein 1
Exons: 2
Coding region: 1-507 (168 amino acids)
Source: RefSeq, a predicted model, not a curated record